Molecule: messenger RNA, 2585 nt
Organism: Sabethes cyaneus
Lineage: Eukaryota; Metazoa; Arthropoda; Insecta; Diptera; Culicidae
Product: zinc finger protein 436-like
Exons: 8
Coding region: 69-2567 (832 amino acids)
Biological process (GO): regulation of transcription by RNA polymerase II
Cellular component (GO): nucleus
Molecular function (GO): DNA-binding transcription factor activity, RNA polymerase II-specific; RNA polymerase II transcription regulatory region sequence-specific DNA binding
Source: RefSeq, a predicted model, not a curated record
GGCCAACAAAAAUUAUUCAAAAUUGUUAUUUACAUCGACUAAAAGUUCGAAAUAAGUGCUUCAAAACGAUGAUGCUUGGAACGGCUGUCCUGUUGGACGGUUUGAAAGAGCCACUCGAGGAAACCAUUCACUACUGCUACGUGUGCAAUACAGCGGUAUCGAGUACGAUCAACAACCUCCGUCAACUAUUUCCGGCAAUAAGUGAAGACGACGAUUCGCUCACUCCGGCCACUGUUCUAGCCAACAUCUUACAGUUCGAUAUAACACCAGAGCUGUCCCAUUCGCAAGUACUUUGUACCGACUGCAACUCGCUUUGCGACGAGUAUCAGCAGCUGUUAGAUCGGCUGGAUUCGAUCAAAUUACAACUAACGGUUAGUUAUAAUAGUACGGUUACAAAACUAGCGGCCAGUUUAACGGCACGAGAAUUGGUUGAAGCUGAGGCAGAAGCACUGGAUGAUUCCAGUGUGUCCCAGGAUUUAGUCCUACAUGAUGUAGAUCCCAGAGUCGAUGGUAUUGAUCUCGGAGAUUUGACCGGGGUAGUAUCUGUAGCCGAUAUAGAUUCCGAUAGUGAAACGCUGCAAGAAAUGCAAAUAGUCAGCCACCUACCAAAACAGAACGAACUUUGUCCGGAGCAAAUUCUACCGGCGAAAAACUCCCGAUCCAUCGUUAAAGUUCAACAGCAGACAGUAACUGGCGCUAACAGCACGGUAACGUGCGCCACGGAUAAACCAUUUGUCGACAUUUGCGAGGUUCCAUCAACUGCCAUAAGCAUGGAACAAUUUUUCGAUAGUGGCGAUGGCAAUAUGGUGGAAAUUAUUGCCGAUAGUAACUCUACGGACUAUAUCUACGACAGUGUUAUCGAAACUAUCGGGAUUGUCACGGAGGAAGACGUUGGCGACGAAAGCGAACACGUUGGUUUGACGAGUCAACACUUGUCCCUGGAAGAACGUGCAUUCGGCACGGAGAGUGAAUCGGACAGUGCCCAGGUGCUGAUUGAGGCAGCAAACGACAGCCUCAACCGGAUGAAGACCCGACUGGAAUCGCUUUUCUUCAAAACCAACGACACCUACUAUUGCGCCCUAUGUAAAGCUGCCAACGGCCCGUCGACAGCGCACAACGUAAAAACCGUUGCGUUGCAUCUGAAAACGGAACACAAGGAAAAGAUUCUGAUCUGCGAGCACUGCGAUGCCGUGUUUCAUCGUCGAACGGAAUACAACGAACAUCUGGAUCAGCAUGCCGCCUCGGAGCUGGUCGGGUUUCGCUGCGACAUCUGUUCGACCAACUUCAACAACAUUCGAGCACUGCGGAUGCAUCGCAAAAAUCACAUGGGCCCUCCCAAGGUAUGGGCCUGUGAGGUAUGCCAGAAAAAGUACACCUCAAAGAAUCUGCUUGAUGAGCACAUGAACAUGCACUCUGGAAAGCGGCCGUUCAAGUGUCCACACUGCCCAAAGGAUUUUGCAUCCAAAUACACUUUGGCCGCGCACAUGAAAAUUCACCAGGACCGCGAGAGAGUUUUCAACUGCAAGGAGUGUGGUAAAGGCUUCUACAACCAAAGUAAUCUACUGCAGCACGAAAAGAUCCACACUGGUGUGCGGGAUUAUGCUUGUACGGAGUGCGAAAAAACAUUCAUGUCCCAGCAUAACCUCGAUAUUCAUCGCAUUGUGCACUUGAACUAUAAACCUUUCAUUUGUCGUACCUGUGGUAAAGGCUUCGCUAGGAAGGCCGAAAUUAAGGAUCACGAGAGAACACACACAGGCGAGCGUCCAUUCGUUUGCGAUAUCUGUGAAGCCAGUUUUUCGCAGCGAUCGAACCUGCAGUCCCACAAACGGGCGACACAUUUCAACGAUCUCCGGUACAGUUGUGAACUGUGCGGCCGACGGUUCAAGCGCCGCCGACUACUCGACUACCACAUAAAGGCCUGUCACACCGGAGAGCGACCGUACAAAUGUGAUAUCUGUUCCGCAACGUUCGUCUAUCCGGAGCACUUCAAAAAGCAUCAAAAAAUUCACACCGGUUCCAAACCGUUCGCCUGCGAGGUCUGCAACAAAACGUUCAACAGCCGGGACAAUCGCAAUGCGCACCGCUUCGUUCACAGCGAUAAAAAACCGUACGAGUGCGUGACCUGCGGUGCCGGCUUCAUGCGUAAACCACAACUCUACGCGCACAUGCAACAGCGCAGCCAUCUGAAUGAUACCAUAGUAGUCAAUCAACCCAGAAUUACGAACGAUGACAUGCUGGAGUUUGAUACUACUACGGAUUCCAUUGGAGAUCCAGUCGAAUUGGAUUUCAAAGAUGCUAUUAUCCUGAAAGAGGAAACGGAUGAAUACUAUAUAGAAGAAGAGGACAUCGAUGAAGGCGAGGUAGUGCUGGCAACUAGCUCGAGUCAAGCGCACCUCAACGCAGUUGAACUGACGGAUUCGACGGCUUUGCUCGCUUCCUCCGAGGAGUUCAUAGACGAAUCGGACAUCAUCAGCCAUGAUGGCGAAGAGCUGCAGCUGGUCAAACUGCAACUUACUAACUCGAACGGGAAGGAUGGCAUUACCUGGGUGAACCUGGUAUCUCAAUAAUAGCUAGAGUUAGAGUUA